UUUGGGUUUUAAUCCAGUACUGCUUCACGUCACAAUCUGCACUUUGAAGGAAGGAAGGUUGAAUGAAGACAUCACUGCACAUGGUUGUGUGAGGAACCAGGAGAGAAAAUCGCGGCACAGAUUUCCUUGAUACUGUGAAAUAAUUUGCAGAAAUGUGUUGUGGAUAACUCGCAGUUGUGGAUAUUUCUUGGCUUUAAGUGCGCACCUAUUGCGAAUUAGGAAAUCGGUUGACACGGACGACCAAUCAUUAUAUCAUGGCCUAAGCUCGCUCGAAAUACCAUCAAAUGGCGACCACUUUCGACGGCAGCACUAAGAAUAAUGCAGAUAAGUCCAUUUUUAUCAAAACUCUUAAAGACCCUCACAUCCAUAGGAUGCAAGGGUUGCUUAAAAAGAUAAAAAAAUCUACUUUGUCACGGCCGAAAACGAUCGUAACACAGGAGGAUAAACAUGUCGCUUCACCCGUAAACAGCAAGACUCCAACUGCCAAGCAAAGCACCGAAACUGACGAAGAGAAGUUGCUGCGUUAUCAGAAGGAUAUUAAAAGUGCCUUACAAUACUACAAGGUGAUAUUUGACAAGAAAUUUCCCGAGAAACUGCCGGGCACAGCAACUGUAGUACUCGAGAGCAUUGUUAGUAUAGAAACCAUUUUCAAUGCUUGUUUGCACUACUCGAAAUUGGUAAAUGAAAGUUUUGACGAUUUAGAGCCAACUCGCGAGACUCUACAUCGAAACGUCACGAAUCUCAUUCGACUUUCAGAUGAUGUUUUGUUUGAUUCAAGUUCGAAUUUUCUCCCGGAUAAAAACGAUGCUUUCCGAGCCGUAGACUCGGUAUUACAGUCAUUGAAUAACUUAUGUGAAGCGAUCCUACCGCGAUUACAGAAACUGCAAGUGAACGAGGAAUUGAAAUCCUAUUGUCGGUCAAAUUCCACACAUUCUAGCUCCAACUCACUCGAUGAUUUGCUAGACUCGCAAGAUGAAGGGACACCGGGUAGAAAGUCACGUAAAACUUCGAGUAGUUCGAGCCAAUUCGCUGUCAACGGUAGUGCGUCACUAUCUGACAGACCAGCGUCACAAAGGAGCACUGAACGAGACUCAGGUUUUGCAAGUGAGAUGAGCAAUGUGAGUUUAACUGCAGAGAACAGAACAGAUGAUGUAGCCCCAGCUAAACCACCCCUACCACGAAAAGAAGAUCGCUCUUACUAUGGCAAUCAGCCUUUCCCAGGGCAAAGUCAUAUAAGAAAGACAUCAAGUAACCCUGUGACUCUUGAAACACCAUUUUCACCAGUUCAUUUGAGACCAAGGCCAAGCUCAGACUUCCGUUCUGGCAGUAACCACAGUGGUCAGUUCUUGGAUGUAAAUAAGCAAUAUAGUUCUUUUUCAACUUCUGUAUCAAGUUUGAACAGCAGUAAAUCAUCUUUUAGUUCAGUGGAAGAUUCAACGGCAAUAAGUCCAAGAAGGAAAUACCUUCUUCGGAGGUCAUACCUUUCUGAAGCUUCAAGAGAUUCCACUGACUCGAUUGCUGAGCAAAUUGACUUGGAUCAAGUUGGCAUGAGAGAUGAGUUCUAUGCUCAAAUACAAAAGUGCUCUGAAAGGUACGAAGUGCUCUAUGGAAGCCAUUUGUCUUUGUUUCCAACUGAUAAUGAUGAAGAAGACAUUUUUGGUACUGAUAAACCUGCAAGAGACUCACUGCCACCAGUUCCUCCUAAACAGAGAAACAAAAAGUCAAUGAGCAACUAUCUGAAGUACUUUGACAUUGACAAGUAUGGUAAGCCUUCAAAAGGGGACCGACCUGCUUCAUACUAUGAUAAUGUCAACUGCCCUGUACCAAGUGCAUAUAAUAUUAAUGGAGAGCAGUUCAUCAAGGCUCUUGGCAAUAAUGAGGAGCCUCCUAAACUACCACCCAAAAAGGGAACAUACAGACGUAAAACCAUAAAUCAUGGUCAUAGCACCUCACCCAAGUUGCGAAGUGAUAGGUUGUCAACACGUAGCUUCAAAGCAGACUCAAGGGGUAGCCACAGGGAACUGAGACGAAGGGAGUCAACAGCUACCUAUGAAGAAGAUAAUGUACCUGCUCUGGAUUGUACUGAUGUACGGAAAUUUUUGAUUUCCAAAGAUGACAGAAAUGGUCCAUUGCUUGUUGGAGGAACUGUGGAUGGUUUACUUGUUUUUGCAACUGAAGCUGAGGUGAAAAAUAAUAUAUUUUAUGAAGCUUUUAUUGCAACAUAUAGAACAUUUAUGUCUCCAGUUGACCUAAUAUGCAAGCUGUUGUACAGAGCAAAUCGCUUCAGAGACAAGGGAGAAUCAUAUGCGUCACAUGGAGCAUUGUCACUUUUGAUAAGAAUUAUUGAUGAAAUGUAUGAAGAGCUGGACAAAUCUUUAUUUGACCAACUAAGGGCAGAAGUUCAUCGACUGUUAAACCGAGGAGAACUCGAAGUUGCAAAAUUGUUGAGGGACAAAAUUGUUAAUUAUUGCCUCAAGUUGCAAGAGAAAUUACAAACAAAAAGCAUAAUUACACUUGAAGUUGGAAGCAAAUAUUCACUGUUAGAUUUUCCAAGCCUUGAACUUGCACAACAGAUGACUCUAGUGGAUUCAGAGUUAUUCAUGAAGAUUGGUCUUGCAGAGAUUUUAGCAUGGGGCAAGGAGCAAAAUGAACUUGUAAGCCCAAACCUUGCAGAAUUUAUUGAGCACUUCAAUAAAAUGUCAUAUUGGUGCAGAACUCUCAUUUUGAAGGAGGCAAAACAGCAAGAGAGGGAAAAGCUGUACAAGAAAUUUUUGAAAGUGAUGAAGCAUUGUCGACGGCUCAACAAUUUUAGCUCUUACCUUGCCAUAUUAUCGGCCCUUGAUUGCAGUCCUUUGAGGAGGCUUGAGUUUCCUAAACCACUGACAGAUUUAUUGCAAGAAUUCAAUUUGUUAAUUGAUAGUGCAUCAGCUUUCAAAACUUAUCGCCAGGCACUGUCAGAAGCAAAGCCACCUUGCAUUCCAUAUUUAGGUCUUAUACUCCAGGACAUUACUUUCAUCCAUUUAGGAAAUCCAAAUGAACUUCCUGAUGGCAAAGUAAAUUUUGUUAAAAGAUGGCAACAGUUUAAUGUCCUUGACUCUGUGCGGAGGUUGAAAGAGUGUCAAUACGACUUUUCAAAAAAUGACAACAUCAUGGAUUUCUUCAGUGGCUAUGAUGAGUAUUUAUCAGAAGAAGAGUUGUGGGAAAAAUCACAAGAGCUGAAGCCAAGAAAAAAAGCUUAGAAGCAUGCGAUCAUCCAAACGCAGUAAUGGAUGCCCAACAGCAAACCAUUUCAGUGGCCAUGUUAACGAACGCAUCCACUGCGCCGGACUGGUCACACUAAAUUUGCAGAUGGUUCACCGUGUUCCUUGUGGUAUGGCGGUUCUCAGUGCGUAACAUUUCAAAUGUAUGAUCGAUAUAUCACCCAUCGAUUUAGAAUAAUACGCUUUGGAUAUUCUUUAUCAAAAUAAAUACUGUUUCAUAUUUUGGGAAAUAGAUUACCUCUGUAAAGUUGGGUAAUGUAUCUUUUGUCUUUCUUAGGUUUGCUUAAGUUUUUUAUCGCAUGUCCCACCCAGAUUUGUGUUUGUGGUAUGAGAAAUAUCCGAAAAUGAGCUGCAAAUCAAGUUUUAAGAUUUUCAUAAACAAUUCAAAGUGGAUUGUGGGAUGUUUAUCCGUUGAAGCUUGUGAAUUAGGCUUUUGAUGAAGCCGUUCUAAGACAUCUGUAGGUAUGCUAUAUUUUGAAGUUGUUGUUGUAAACACAUUGCGAUGGACUAGACUUGACGUAUCAUUUUUGUAAAAUAAGUCAUAUGUUCGUUAUUGAGGUGUAAAGGCAGGGAGCAGUUUGGCUUAUUUGCGAGGCCCAGAUACCCACUGAUUAACUUUGCAUUUUAUAGAUCUGGACCGCUGCACGUUUAUUAGGAAAUCAAUUUGAAUUAUGUAAGUAAAGCUACUUACACGGCAUAUUGUCAUUAGAUGGGCUCAGGUCUGAUAAGAGGCCUUUCAUACAGAAAAGUCGAUUUGUCAUAAUCACGUAGGAAUUUCGAUGCAUGUACUCAAAUCAGCUCUCUGUACCAAGUUAUAUGUCAUUGUUUUUUAAUGAAAUGACAAAUUAAUAUUGCCUGGGAAUUUUUUACACAACAUAAAUGUAUAAUGGAUGAUUUGUACACUGUGGUGCUAAUUAUUUAUUUAUUUGAAGCUACGGCUCGUGAAGACUGUUUCAAAUUCAAGGAACCCAACCCAUAUUUUAGACUACCAUAUCUAAACUAUCUUCGGAACUAAGACUACCAACGGUAUCUUUGGAACGCUUCUCAAUCGUGCCUACUUUCAAAUCUCAAGAUGGCCUAAGUUUUCAAAAGAAACAGUACUAUUAAAACUUGCCGUAGCGGAUCCUUUGGCCUCCUUGUUUUUCACCCAGAAUGUUUUCUUCUUUACCUUCUUCUUUAACUGUCGCUUCAUUCUCUUUCGACGUGGUAGCCCAGCCAGUUCUUACAUUUUUACCGUUAUUGUUAACAGCAGUGUAAUAAUCAGUCUGUAUCGGUGCUCUGUAACCUUUACGCAUAUUUUGUCCCUUAACCCUCUUUAUUCCAUCAGAACUGGUGGUCAACAGAAAUCAUCAAAUUGUUUACUUGUGCUCGACAGAUAUUAAAAUUCUAACUAAUAGGGUACUAAAUGUUUUUCAUACGAAGGGUCUUUACACGAAUUGAUUUUUCACCCAAGAGCUUGUCCCAAGAGCAAAUGAAGGCAUAUUUAUAACACCUGUAUGGAACUAGAAACCAGUCUAUUGUUGACAUCACAAGUUACAUCUUAUAAUAGAAGUAUAAAGAAGUAAUAACAGAAGUAAUUCUGUUAGAAAUAAAAACCUUAAAUGAAGCUUAUCUCGUGUACUUAUGCGCAUGUUUAGUGCUUAAAUCGAUCACCAAAAAUAAUCACAAUGCAGAUCAUUUUGUAUUCCCAAAACUACCAAAUCUUCAAGACUGAUAUCCAAAGUCAUCGGAUAGACCUCCGAAGGUUUCCUCUCCCCUCCUGGAGUAUAGUAUUCUCUUUUGAAGGCAAUAUUAAGUUAAAAUGAUUAUGAUCACUGUAUUUUUGUGUUAAUAUGAUACAAGGAGGCUCUCUCAUCCUUUGUUCUGUUAAGCCCGUAACCCAUAAUGCACUGUUUCAAGUAAGCAUUGAAAGCAGACAGCAAACUGAUUGGCUAUUUCGAAUAUUGGCUACUACUGAUUGGCCUCAUUGUUGUCAGUCGGCUAGGAUUUGAUUGAUGCCUCCUUGCAGCCAUUUUCAUGAGUCAGCCUACUCGCUCGUGGUGUCGAAGCAAAUACAGAAUUUAUUUCCUGGAUUGAGUGAUUUUGUUUAUAGACUGUCUUGAAAUAGAAUUUGUAAAUAAAGUUUACUAGCAUGUAGUUGCUUUAAAUUUUGGGCAUAGCAUUAUUUAUACCUCU
Messenger RNA from Rhopilema esculentum, 5435 nucleotides. RefSeq lists its product as uncharacterized. The record is from RefSeq and is a predicted model, not a curated record. Gene Ontology annotation, biological process: Ras protein signal transduction. Lineage: Eukaryota; Metazoa; Cnidaria; Scyphozoa; Rhizostomeae; Rhizostomatidae. Gene Ontology annotation, molecular function: guanyl-nucleotide exchange factor activity. Gene Ontology annotation, cellular component: plasma membrane.